Ilex paraguariensis (yerba mate) is the source of this 229-nucleotide messenger RNA. The record is from the annotation of a GenBank genome assembly. NCBI's taxonomy places the organism in Eukaryota, Viridiplantae, Streptophyta, Magnoliopsida, Aquifoliales, Aquifoliaceae.
AUGGGCACGGGUGUCAGUAGGAAGGCCAAGGAUGUUGGCCCAAGUUCAAAUGAGCCCAUGAAGAAAAAGAAGAAUGAUCAAUUGGAGGAAAUUAGGGUUAGGAAUGUGACUUGCGAGCGCCAAGUCAAUAGGAAUACUUUAGGGCCUAGGGAAGUUAUGGUGAGAACCACUGAAAAUCAUGAUCUACAUUUUUUGUUUGAUGAGGUGAAGGGGUAUCUGCUUCCCUUGU